This is a messenger RNA of Frankliniella occidentalis (western flower thrips), 1157 nucleotides long. Its product is annotated as cilia- and flagella-associated protein 44-like. Lineage: Eukaryota; Metazoa; Arthropoda; Insecta; Thysanoptera; Thripidae. The transcript has 3 exons. The coding region runs from base 379 to 879 and encodes 166 amino acids. The record is from RefSeq and is a predicted model, not a curated record.
ACCCCGCUGACGGAAGCUGAUGGGGAAGGAGAGGCUCAUCCCCAGACGGUGGAAGGGGAAGCCCCUGGAGCAGCAUCAGCAGCAUCAGCACAACACACACCGGCGCCGUCCCAACAACCCAGCCGGCAGCAAGUCUCCGGGGCACCCUCCUUACAGCAGACCAGCCGGCAGCAAGUCUCCCGGGCACCCUCCUUACAGAAGACCAGCCGACAGCAAGUCUCCGGGGCACCCUCGUUACAGCAGACCAGCCGACAGCAAGUCUCCAGAGCACCUUCCAUACAGCUGACCAGCCGACAGCAAGUCUCCCGAACACCCUCCUUUCAGCAGACGAGCCGGCAGGAUGUUCUUGCGGAGAGACGGAGGAGUGCGGACGGCAGGAUGGGCUCUGUUGGCGGUACAGGAGCGCCCGGCCUGCACGACGAGGGAGAUGAGAUGAGCUCGGCAAGCGAAGUGACCGCGUCAAGUACCGAAGAGUCGGUGGGUGGUGAAGAAGCCUACGACGAAAAGGACUUAAUCUCGGGGCCACGGCUGUCGGAGAACAGCACCGUGCCCCCCAAUAUUCUAGAAUUUCAACAUUCGUUCGGCUACGACUGCCAGCUGCACUCCAACCUGUGCGUCCUCGACCCCGACACGCUGGCCUUCAUUUCCGGAGACCUGAUCCACUUUUUCCGCAUUUCGGACAGAAAAAUGUGGUUCAGGAGGAGCGCCGGUGGUGCCGGUCUGGGGCACAUCGCGAAAAACCCCGUCCAGCCACACUUUGCUGUAGGGGAGAGGGGUAAGCGGCCAAAGAUCAUCGUGUACGAGUGGCCGACCCUGAAGGUCGUGGCGCUGUUGCGGCAGGGCGCUGAGCGGGCAUUCACAUUCCUCAACUACAGGUGAGUAUCUUGAAUUACAUCUCAGCAAUGACGUGUGUCAAUGUAAUCAUUCCCCCCCCCCCACCACUUUUUCCAGUGUGGACGGCGACCUGCUGUGCUCCAUGGCCGGGUCACCGGACAACUUCUUCACCGUCUGGGACUGGAAGGCCUCGCGCAUCAUGCUGCGCGCCAAGUCCGCCGGCCAGGACGUGUUCCAUGCCGCCUUCUCCAGCUACAUGCCCGGCCACAUCACGUCCGCAGGUCAGCGUUGACGGGGUGGUGCUCGUGUAUGGACACGACGAC